AGGCUUUUAUGCAGGUGGUGUCUGCUUCCCUGGCAUUACUGUUGACGUCCCCUCUUCACCAACUUUGAGAUUUUUGAUUUUGUGAUCACUAGAUGUAUGGUUGUGAGUAAUAUUUGAAGCUUAUGGGUGAUAAUUACGAUCAGCCUCUCUCUUUUGGAGUUCCCUCUCAACCUAUUCAGAAGUCUGGUAGCUCUGAUCAUCAUGCUCCCUAUUCUGAGAAUAUUAUCUUUCCUGUUCCCCCUUCUAAUGCUGCGGUCACUCCAUCCAAAAGCUUCUAUUCUCAUAUUAGUCCGUCACCUCCAGCUAAUCAUGUUUUACAUGCUCCUCAUUCAUCGAAUCAAAUCCCAAAUACAUUUCAGAAUGGUGAUGUUGUUCAACCUAGCAUGCCAACAUGUCAAACUUUCAGAGAGGAGGCUCCUGGUUCAGUGAUCUCAGCAGGGGUUAUUCAUGGUAUAACGAAGCCCCACAUGGAAUCUAAUGGUUCUCAUCUGCGAUCUGGAAGUGCCAAUGAUAUUGAUACUGCCACUCAAAAUGCUGUGCUGCAUGAACAAGAAAUUGCCACGCAAAAAAUUAUACAGAGUCAAAGGGAAGCAAGAGGUCCAAGCUUACCUCCUGAGGAUAAUGCAGACAUUUUCUCUGGACGUCAUGACCCGAAUGCUUUAAAAGAGCAUUUGCUGAAGAUGACCACAGAGCAUCGUACCCAAAUGGCCUCGAAACAUGGGAAGUCUACCUUUCCCGAGGAAGUUGACGNUCUCUCUUUUGGAGUUCCCUCUCAACCUAUUCAGAAGUCUGGUAGCUCUGAUCAUCAUGCUCCCUAUUCUGAGAAUAUUAUCUUUCCUGUUCCCCCUUCUAAUGCUGCGGUCACUCCAUCCAAAAGCUUCUAUUCUCAUAUUAGUCCGUCACCUCCAGCUAAUCAUGUUUUACAUGCUCCUCAUUCAUCGAAUCAAAUCCCAAAUACAUUUCAGAAUGGUGAUGUUGUUCAACCUAGCAUGCCAACAUGUCAAACUUUCAGAGAGGAGGCUCCUGGUUCAGUGAUCUCAGCAGGGGUUAUUCAUGGUAUAACGAAGCCCCACAUGGAAUCUAAUGGUUCUCAUCUGCGAUCUGGAAGUGCCAAUGAUAUUGAUACUGCCACUCAAAAUGCUGUGCUGCAUGAACAAGAAAUUGCCACGCAAAAAAUUAUACAGAGUCAAAGGGAAGCAAGAGGUCCAAGCUUACCUCCUGAGGAUAAUGCAGACAUUUUCUCUGGACGUCAUGACCCGAAUGCUUUAAAAGAGCAUUUGCUGAAGAUGACCACAGAGCAUCGUACCCAAAUGGCCUCGAAACAUGGGAAGUCUACCUUUCCCGAGGAAGGUCAUGUGGAAAUUGGAAAUGGGUAUGGUGUACCUGGUGGAGGUGCCUAUUAUGGUGCUUCAAGGCAAAAUAUUGCUACCCCUAGCGAAACAAAUACUGAGCUUGGUGGGGAGUCUGAACAGAAACCUGUGGCUAAAGAGUUGCCUAAAUACUUAAUGCAGAAGUUGAGAGCAAGGGGAAUACUGAAGGAUGAAUCAACCAAAGAAGAUCCUACUACCUCUGACAAUUGGACAGAUACUCGAUUUUCAGAAACCAUUGCUCUUGGAAAAUUGCCUUCAGGAUGGAUUGAGGCAAGGGACCCUGCAAGUGGUGCUCUGUACUAUUAUAACGAAAAAUCUGGGAAAAGUCAGUGGGAAAGACCUUUUGAGGCUGCUUCUAAUUUGUUAGCCCCAUCACUUAUAUCUUUUUCAGAAGAAUGGCAAGAGGCAACGGAUGAAACAACUGGACAAAAGUAUUACUACAACACAAAGACACAAGUAUCACAGUGGGAGCACCCUAAUUCAUCACUGCAGAUUGCCUCUCACCACUCUGACAGCGUAGUUUCUAGGAAUGCCACUCAGGGAAAUGGGGGUGUUCAGUCAUCUGUUCUAUUGAAAUGCAUGAGAUGUGGUGGUUGGGGAGUAGGCCUUGUGCAGUCGUGGGGUUACUGCAAUCAUUGCACACGAAUUCUCAACCUUCCUCAAGCCCAAUACUUUUCAGCCAGUGUGGGAAACCAGCAGCAGAUCACCAAUGAUGCAAGUACUAGAGAAGAUUCAGACAAAAAGUUUUCCAAGCACAGGUCCAAUUCUAAACCCCCAAUUGGAAAAGGCAAAAGAGACAGCAGGAAACGUGGCUACACUGAAGAUGAUGAGAUGGAUCCCAUGGACCCAAGCUCCUAUUCAGAUGCUCCCCGUGGUGGCUGGGUUGUAGGCCUGAAAGGAGUACAGCCACGAGCGGCUGAUACCACUGCCACGGGUCCACUUUUUCAGCAGCGCCCUUACCCAUCACCUGGAGCAGUCUUACGAAAAAAUGCUGAAAUUGCUUCACAAAAGAAGAAAUCUAACUCUCAUUAUGCUCCUAUAUCAAAGAGAGGGGAUGGAAGUGAUGGACUUGGUGAUGCUGACUGA
Messenger RNA from Ilex paraguariensis (yerba mate), 2456 nucleotides. The record is from the annotation of a GenBank genome assembly. NCBI's taxonomy places the organism in Eukaryota, Viridiplantae, Streptophyta, Magnoliopsida, Aquifoliales, Aquifoliaceae.